This is a messenger RNA of Gambusia affinis (western mosquitofish), 1125 nucleotides long. RefSeq names its product large neutral amino acids transporter small subunit 1-like. The transcript is spliced from 2 exons. Gene Ontology annotation, biological process: amino acid transmembrane transport; neutral amino acid transport. Gene Ontology annotation, molecular function: neutral L-amino acid transmembrane transporter activity; L-amino acid transmembrane transporter activity. The coding region runs from base 247 to 1080 and encodes 277 amino acids. Lineage: Eukaryota; Metazoa; Chordata; Actinopteri; Cyprinodontiformes; Poeciliidae. Gene Ontology annotation, cellular component: membrane. The record is from RefSeq and is a predicted model, not a curated record.
UCUACCGCUAGAGGGCAGAAAAGUGGGCAGUCCCUGAUGAGAGGAGGUUCCAUCAUGUCUGCUUCACAUCUCUUUGUAGAUUGUGUCAGAAAACCACGCUGCUUUAACACACGCUUUCAGACACCGUGGACUCCUCGUGUCUGAGUCCGGCCUGAGCGUCAGUCAGAGCCCGUCCCGGAUCGCGGGGGACAAACAGCGGAAAGGGGGCAGCUUAACGGAAGAAGAAGAAAGAGGAAGCAACCGCAGAUGUCAUCGGUUAAGAAGAGAAACUCCAACUCCUCCGGAGGCCGGGAGGAGGACCGGCAGGUGACCGAGAGGAUGCUGUCCGCCGGCUCCAGUCCAGCCGGAACCCCGGGAAGCGACGCCCGGAGUCCCAGCAGCCUCCUGCCGGCGGACGCAGCGGAGGACGGGGUCGCCCUGAAGCGGACCAUCACCCUCAUGAACGGCGUGGCUAUCAUCGUGGGCACAAUCAUCGGCUCGGGUAUCUUCGUGACGCCAACCGGCGUGUUUCGGGAAGCGGGCUCGGUGGGUCUGUCCCUGAUCGUGUGGGCGGUGUGCGGGGUGUUCUCCACGGUGGGAGCGCUGUGCUACGCAGAGCUGGGAACCACCAUCAGCAAGUCCGGGGGGGACUACGCCUACAUCCUGGAGGUGUACGGCUCCCUGCUGGCGUUCCUCAAGCUUUGGAUCGAGCUGCUCAUCAUCCGGCCCUCCUCCCAGUACAUCGUCGCCUACGUGUUCGCGACCUACCUGCUGAAGCCCAUUUUCCCGGUGUGCCCGGUACCGGAGCAAGGGGCCAAGCUGGUGGCCUGCCUCUGCAUCCUCUUGCUGACCUUCGUGAACUGCUACAGCGUGAAAGCGGCCACCAGGGUGCAGGACAUCUUUGCUGCCGCCAAACUCCUGGCGCUCACCCUCAUCAUCAUCAUCGGCUUCGUCAAGAUCGGCCAAGGUACGUCGCUCGAGACGCAAAUCCACACAACUUCCUGUGUGUGGUGGGCUUUUCCUUUUCUUUCCUUUCCAAAAAACUAUUUAGUAUCUUUUAAUACCUGUGACAAAACUGACAAUACAGUUUACAGCAGUUAGCAAUUAUUACUAAAAACUAACUUGAACUUUUAUCGCAUCGUCUUA